AUGGCUUCCGGCGGCGUUUUCAAAUCAAAACCAUUAAUAUUCAUUGCACCGCCGCCGGCAGCCUAUUAUCAUGGCAAGGAGGAAGAAGCCAAGGCCCGCUUCGCCUUCCCGAGAUUCAUUCUGAAAAUGUUGAUUCUAUUACUCGUCGCUUCAAUCGCAUUGGGCCUCUUUACCUGGUUCAUAUUCGCUGCAGAUCUCCCAGCCUUCCAUGUCGAUUCGAUGGAGGUGCCUUCCUUCAACGCCACAGACGACCAGCUCACAGCCGCCUGGGACGCCACCAUCACCAUCAAGAACCUCAAAAAUAAUGUGCAGCUCUCGUUCGAGUAUCUGGAGGGCAUCAUCGUGUACGACGGCGUGAUCCUGGGGAUGUCUAGGGUUCAGCCUUUCGCCGUGGGGAUCAGAGGCGAUACCCUCUUCAACAUUAAGCUGUCGACGGAGCACGGAGACCGGGAGAGUCUCGCCGGAAACUAUAAGAAUUUGGUCGGAGAUCGGAGGAAAGGAGUGAUACGUUUCGAUUUGAGGAUGAUUGCAGAGAUGUCGAUUAGGACGGGAUUGCUGUGGAGAAGACGAGGGCUUGUGAAAGUGUUUUGCGAGGAUUUGAAGGUGCAAUUUGCAGUGGGUUCAGAUGGCGCUGGAAAACUGGUGGAACAGGAUGGGAAUGAACAAUAUGAGUGCUUCCUAUAUACGAAUCAAUAG
This is a messenger RNA of Diospyros lotus (date-plum), 696 nucleotides long. RefSeq lists its product as uncharacterized. Gene Ontology annotation, cellular component: plasma membrane. The coding region runs from base 1 to 696 and encodes 231 amino acids. Lineage: Eukaryota; Viridiplantae; Streptophyta; Magnoliopsida; Ericales; Ebenaceae. The transcript has a single exon. The record is from RefSeq and is a predicted model, not a curated record.